This is a messenger RNA of Linum trigynum, 2357 nucleotides long. NCBI's taxonomy places the organism in Eukaryota, Viridiplantae, Streptophyta, Magnoliopsida, Malpighiales, Linaceae. The record is from the annotation of a GenBank genome assembly.
CAUAAAAGACUAAAAAUUCGAAAGUAGCCUAACUAUUAUAAUAAUAAUUGAUAAAUGUAAAUGAUUAAUGAAAUUCAUUCGACCAACGGGUCGAGAACAAAGCUAGUUAAUUAUAUAUUUGUAUUUUGAAAAGGGGACGGGAUAGCUUCAAAUACGUCUCCGCCACUGUACACAGAUGACUGCCGUUUCCGUCACUGACGUGUCGAUGAAUGGAAAAAUGCUGGAUAAUAAAUAUCGAUGUUUCUUCCCCCAGCCGAAACCCCACGCCGCCACCACUUCACGACACCGCCUCCGCCGGCAAUGCCUGCCUGCCGGCCGGCCACUCCUCCUCCCAUCCCAUAUCCCGGAUACAGCCAGUGUCCACGCGUCAUCAUUCUGGUCAAAGCGUGGGUUACAAUUUUAGGUCCAUGUUUUAAUCAGUCCAACUUGAUUAGAUCGUGAUUUGAGCUCACUUUGUAAUUUGGGCAUGUAAUUUGAGCUCACUUUGUAACUAAUUAUUUGCAGGUGCAUAUAUACAACCAUGACCCGCCACAAUAAUUAAAUGUUGAUUAGAUCAUUGAUGUCAAACGCUUGCGAGUCGUUCUUUUGAUUUUGUAGUCUGGUUACGGCAUAAGAUGUAAUGAUCUAUUCUUCACUAUAAAUUCCUCAAUUUUUAAGGAACACCUCAAAAUAAACAAAGCAUCUCAAAUCUUAAUUCGGAUGCCAUGGAAAAAAAAUCCAUGGAAACAGUGAGAGCAAUUUGUUGGACAAGGACCACUUACUAAUAAUGUGAUCCUAGGAAAAGGACAGUUCAACGUAUCUUGAUCUCGCAAAUAAUUAGCUAUGAGCAUUACACAUUGUAUGCAUGCUAUGCUAUUGCUAGCAAUAGAAAUAGAGAGAGAUCGAUAUGCUCACAAAAUUAUUCGUUCUCUAUAGAGGCAAAAAAAGUAUAUAAGGUAGACUGGCUCUGGCCAAUUAUGAUUAAUUUAAGAUGUUUAACUCCUUGAUUGAUUUUAAAUUAAGGGCAGGGAAUAAAAAUAUGGUGGCUACUACACUGCACAAAUAAAAAUAAGCGUAUAAAGUACAUUUCAAAUUGUAACCUCAAACCCUAACUCUAAAUUUUUCAAAUCAAAGUAAAACUGGAAUGAUUUUUUUGUGCAAAUUCCUAUGUUUCUUGUUUAUCAUAUCACAAGUGACUAUUGACAUCGUUUUGAUAUGGAUCUCCUGGUCAUAUUGACAAUUAUGAGGCUAGAUACAAAGUAAAAAAGUGAGUGUACCAAAAACAAAAUCAUACAUAUGAUAAUCACUUAUAUACUCCAGAAAAAUAUCGUACUCUGAGUGAUUUGGCAGUUAGAUAUACUUCGUUACAUUUGACAGAAAUGUAGUAGUCUUUUCUGUGGAAAUAAAAGAAAAGAAGAGCCACAUAGUAUAAAGUCUAUAUCAGCAUGAAUCUUCAACUGGACAAGAGAAAUGGGAAGGGACCAAAAAUGAAGAAGAAAGAGAAUAAACAAGGAUAAGGGUUAGGCUAGGUGUUGGCCUGGGUAUAUCAUAUAUGAGCCACUUCGCCAUUUCCAUUUUUUUUUUAUCAAUUUACUUCUUUUUUGUUCUCUUUUUUAUACAUGGACUUGAAACAAGUGUAUCAUCAAAAUCGUGCUUUAAAGUUUAUAUGUUUAGUUUUUACGUUUGUAGAUCACCAAAACGCAUUUAUGUAUAAUCACAGUUUUUAUAGCUAAUGUAGUUAAAAAUGCACUUUAAAGAUUAAAAAAUUAUGAUUUUACGCUUCUUUAUCACUUAAAAGCUUAUACGUAAAAACACGCUUUUGACUACAUUGGUGAUACUUAACUGCUUAUUUAUAAGUCCCAACGACGCAAAACCAACUUAUGAGUUUGAAAUUUGCACAGGUCCAUCAAUACUAUGUGCUUUAAGACAUCAAUUAAUAUUGGGGUUUGACUUUUGAGAGUAGUGGAACAUUCAAUCUCAAAGACAGUCUUGCUCUUGUAUCAUGUCAUCAACCAAAUCGAUCCAAAUAACUCGAAUUAUUAUGAAAUAUUUAUUUACGAUACGUAACCACUUCAUUACACAUACCAAUCUACGGGCCAGCCUAAGCUUCACUCUGUAAAGUGUAAACCAACUUUAAAACUCUGGGCCUCGCCAGUGAAGCCCACCAGCUUGCCUCCGUUAAUUUUCCCUCAUUAUAAUUUAUUUUUGUUAUUAUAAUGCCGGCUAAGUACAUUUAAAUGACUAAUUAAUUUGGUUGAUUUUAUCGAUAACCAUACUCGUCAACUCAAUUUGUACUUGCAUCCAUUAUAACUGCAAAAUAACCAACUUGCUCCUCACAUACCCACCACCACCACCCCCAAUAAUCAAAUCUUGAACCC